GCUAUUUCCAAAGAAGUGAACUGUGAAGGAAGGACUCAUGAGUUGUGAUCACAAGGGCUUGGAGAGCAUCUCUGAUGUCUCCUCCAAUGAGGACCUUCCUGAGGUCAAGUUGGUGAGCAUGCUGGAAGAACAGUUGCCAGAUUACAAGUUACGAGUAGACUCUCUGUACGAAAAUCAGGACUGGAUUCAGCGCCCUGCUUGCCAUGGCUGUCCUCUGGAGAUCGCUUCUCCAGCUCAUGAGGAGUCAUCCUUCCGUUACAUGAUUCUUGGCACAGAUAAUGUGGAACAGAAAAUUUACAGUGAUGCUGACAUGGUCAAACAUCUGUUAGCUGAGAAAGAUCGGGACCUGGAACUGGCAGCUCGAAUUGGACAAGCACUUCUUAAGCGAAACCAUCUGUUGACAGAGCAGAAUGAAGCAUUGGAAGAACAGUUAGGACAAACUCUAGACAGAGCUAACCAGCUGCAGCAUGAACUGUCAAAAAAGGACGACUUGCUGCGUAUUGUUUCCAUUGCUUCUGAGGAGAGCGAGACAGAUUCCAGCUGUUCCACACCACUUCGUUUCAAUGACUCUUUCAAUGUAUCACACGGGCUGUUGCAGCUGGAUGUCUUGCAAGACAAACUCAGAGAGCUGGAAGAGGAGAACCUUGCUCUCCGGUCAAAGGCUUGCCAUCUGAAGACAGAAACCAUUACAUAUGAAGAGAAGGAGCAGCAGCUGGUCAAUGACUGUGUCAAAGAACUGCGGCAAACAAAUGCUCAGAUUACCAGGAUAACAGAGGAGUUGUCACAGAAGAGUGAGGAGUUGGUUCACUACCAGGAAGAGAUCUCAUCCCUCCUGUCUCAGAUUGUCGAUCUUCAGCAGAAGCUCAAAGAACAUGUGAUUGAGAAGGAGGAGCUGAAACUUCACUUACAAGCCUCCAGAGAUGCUCAGAGACAACUGACAGCAGAGCUGCAUGAGCUGCAAGACCGGAAUGCAGAGUGUCUGGGGAUGUUGCACGAGUCCCAAGAAGAAGUGAAGCUGCUGCGCAGCAGAGCCAGCUCAGCCGCGUGUCUCUGCCACCCCCAGUCACAUGGAGCAUUUCCCGUGGAUUCCAUUGCAGCAGAAAUUGAAGGGACAAUGAGGAGGGAAUUGAGUCAGGGUGAUGAAUCUGUUCUCUCUAAGCAAAAGGGUCAACAGAAACGAGUAUUUGACACUGUCAAGAUUGUUAAUGUCAUUCGCGGCCGCUCCUCUUCCUUUCCUGCCCCACUGCCAAUCCCUGGAUCUAACCGGUCAAGUGCUGUUAUGACAGCAAAGCCCUUCCAGUCUGGUGUGCACCAGUUGGAGAGCCACACACAGAUGGCCCAGAGGAGCCACUUUGAGAAGAAUUUGAAGAACACUCCUAAUCCUGACCAGCCAGGAACCCCUGAAAACAGUGACUUAGUCACUGCACUGCACAGGCUCUCCCUCCGUCGUCAGAACUACCUGAGUGAGAAGCAGUUCUUUGAGGAGGAGUGGGACCGAAAAAUGCAUUUGCUGGCUGAGCAGAAAGAAGAGGGCAGUGGCUGUAGUACACCAACUGAAAGCUCCUCUUCCCUGGGUACAAACUCAGAGUUCACUGAUCUCUCUGCCAGCAGUGGUAAUCUCCGUGUCCUCCUACCAGAAAAAUUGCAAAUUGUCAAACCCAUUGAAGGAUCUCAGACCCUGUUUCACUGGCAGCAGCUUGCUCAACCCAACCUAGGCACCAUUCUUGACCCCAGACCAGGUGUUGUUACUAAAGGCUUUACCCCUCUGCCUGAUGAUACUGUGCACCACAUCUCUGACCUGGAGGAGGAUGAUGAAGAAGGUGGUGAAGGAGGUAUAACAUUUCAAGCACAACAGUCCUUCCCAGAGGAAAAGCAAUGUACGGUGGCAAAGCCAGGGAUAGGGAUUUUCCUGCCCCCUGUUACCUCAGCAGCAGUACCUCCCACCGUUGCAGCCUCAAAUCCAGGGAAGUGUCUGUCUUCAACAAAUUUCACAUUUACCUUUACUACCUGUAGGAUCCUUCACCCAUCUGAUGUCACUCAAGUUACUCCCAGCUCCAUGGGUGCUCCAUUUUCAGUGGGAAAUACUGGGAGCAGUAUUGGAACUCCAGUAGUGAGCACUCCAGCUAUUCCUUAUAGACUUAGUACUGGAGAAUUUCUCACCAACAGAAGAGACUCAACUACUACUUUCAGCAGCACAAGCAGCCUGGCUAAACUUCUGCAAGAACGAGGCAUCUCUGCCAAGGUUUAUGAUAGCCCUGUAUUAGAAAACCUGCCUUUGCUGCAGCCUCCUCGAAGUCUGCGCAUUCCUUCUACGCCACCAAAUUCUCCAUUGGGUUCGCCUUGUCCUUCUCCUCCACUCUUUGAGCCUCGAGUGCAUCACUCAGAAAAUUUCUUGGCUUCCCGACCAGCAGAAACAUUCUUGCAGGAAGUGUAUGGCCUAAAGCCUUCCCGUAACGCUCCAGACGUAGGCCAGCUGAAGAUGAACCUCGUGGACAGGCUGAAGAGGCUGGGCAUUGCCAGGGUGAUUAAGCCCUCUGAAACACAGGACUAUGAGAAGAACCAGAGGCCAGGGGUUAGCUUGCAGAGACAGGACCCUGCUGUGUUUUUAAAUGCAGGUAGCAACUUAAUGGCAGGACUGAGAAGAAAUCAAAGUCUUCCAGCCAUGAUUGGAGCAUUGGGAGCUCCAGUCUGCACACAGUCAUCAAAAAUGGAUAUACUAAAGGAGGACUAA
Messenger RNA from Acanthisitta chloris (rifleman), 2731 nucleotides. RefSeq names its product trafficking protein, kinesin binding 2 (gene TRAK2). NCBI's taxonomy places the organism in Eukaryota, Metazoa, Chordata, Aves, Passeriformes, Acanthisittidae. Gene Ontology annotation, biological process: neurogenesis; anterograde axonal transport of mitochondrion. The record is from RefSeq and is a predicted model, not a curated record. Gene Ontology annotation, cellular component: dendrite. The coding region runs from base 38 to 2731 and encodes 897 amino acids. The transcript has 15 exons. Gene Ontology annotation, molecular function: GABA receptor binding.